This is a messenger RNA of Fusarium poae, 4404 nucleotides long. RefSeq lists its product as uncharacterized. The transcript has 16 exons. Bases 1 to 4404 code for a protein of 1467 amino acids. NCBI's taxonomy places the organism in Eukaryota, Fungi, Ascomycota, Sordariomycetes, Hypocreales, Nectriaceae. The record is from RefSeq and is a predicted model, not a curated record. Gene Ontology annotation, biological process: transmembrane transport. Gene Ontology annotation, cellular component: membrane. Gene Ontology annotation, molecular function: ATP binding; ATP hydrolysis activity; ABC-type transporter activity.
AUGGGUGAUUACAAUUCAACUGCUUGUGGUGAUGGUCUCUUUGGACCCAACGUUUGGACUGAGGGAUGUCGCGGUGGAUUCGACUUUACUUUGUCCUUCCAAGAGAGUAUCCUCAGUAUAGCUCCAUCUGCCGUGUUUCUUGCAAUUGCUGGUCCUCGAGCAUACUAUCUUCUCAAGACCCCAGACAAGGCAAAGCGUCACGCGACUUAUACGCCCAAACUUAUUACAUCGGCUACGUAUGCAGUUUUGCAGGUCGUCCUAUUAGCCUUGGUACCCUCCACAAAGAAGCUCAACACACGCUUCUCCCUCGCUGCGGCCAUACUUGACCUUCUAGCUUCCUUUUCAAUUGUUCUGUUAACCCACGUGGAGCAUGUCAAGUCUGUCCGACCAUCAUUCGUGCUAACAGCAUAUCUUUUUGUUACGCUGCUAUUUGACGCCGCACGACUACGCACAGAAUGGCUCCUGUCGCUCAAUAUCGCCUAUGCCGCAACUUUAUCUGCUUCGGCCGUUUUCAAGCUAGCAUUAUUGGUCCUGGAGACGGUUGAAAAGCGAAAAAUCCUGAUUUCCAGCGACAAACCCAUCUCCAACGAGAGUACAAGUGGACCUUUUAGUCGUGGUUUCUUUGUCUGGUUGAAUUCGUUACUCAUCUCCGGUUGGGCUACAGUGUUGACCAACAAUGACUUGCCUACAAUCUAUGAGAAACUAUCAUCAGAUAAGCUUGCAGUCAGGUUUGGCAAAGCUUGGAAGAAAGCAUCUUCAUCGAGUAAGAAGCCGUCCCUUUUCAAGACGACUGUCAGUGUUUUGAGAUGGGAGCUUUUGGGCAUUAUACCACCUCGUAUCGGAAUGAUUGCUUUGAGCAUCUCUCAGCCUUUUCUCGUCAGCAAUGCGCUUCGGUUCUUGACUAUGCCUGCAUCCGAGUCUACUACCAAUUUGGGCUAUGGCUUGAUUGGCGCCUUUGCUUUUGUCUUUAUCGGCUCUGCGAUACUCACAGCUUGGUAUGAGCAUUUGACCUUCAGGGCCGGUGCCAUGGUUCGUGGCGGUCUCAUCACCAUGAUUUACAGCAAGGUGAUGAAGCUUCCCAUAGACGACCUUGCUGAGUCUUCAGCUGUGACGCUUAUGGGGAAUGAUGUCGAGACACUUAUCGAGAAGCUUCACUUCCUACUGGUAGAGUCCUGGGCAAACACUCUCACUGUAGCCAUUGCCAUGUACAUGUUGGCGGCCCAACUCGGCGCUGUUUGCGUUGCGCCCAUUGUCACAGGAAUUAUUUGUUUGUUCCUUACAGGUUCAAUUGGAAAGAUGAUGGUUUCACGCCAGAUCAGGUAUCAAAAGGCUACCCAGGACCGCAUCAACCUCACCAACGAAGUCCUUAGCUCUAUGAAACCAGUCAAGAUGCUCGGACUAUCAGAGAGAUUUCAGAGUCUCAUUUCCCAAAAGCGGGAUGAGGAAAUCAGUACAGGAAAGCACUAUCGUCUGAUUAAUGUUUACCUCAACAUGAUCACAAACUGCAAUAUUGGUAUGACCGAAGCCAUUACAUUUGGAGCAUACGCCAUCGCAGCAAAACUUGGGAACGGCGAGCCCUUCUCUGCAGCACAAGCUAUUACAGCUUUGUCAAUCCUAGGCGUCAUGAUGGAUCCCCUCUCACAUCUUCUUGGAAGCAUUCCUGGAUCUUUCUCGGUCUUUGGCUGUUUCACAAGAAUGGAGGAUUUCCUCGAAUUGGAAGAAAGAGUUGAUCGUCGUCAGAUUCAAGGUCGUUAUAAAGGAGCCUCUAGGUCGUUUCAGGAAAGCUCGCGGCCUUUGCAGGAAGCUUUCCAACCAACAGCUAUGAAAGAAAUGCAGGUCGGGGCUGACGGAAGCAGAAUUUUAAUAGCGGACGGUAACUUCAACUGGGGUGAAAAAGCAGUUCUUCGGGAUAUCAACACUUCUUUUCCGGACCACGGGGAUGGGUCUCUUACUAUGCUGGUUGGACCGGUUGGCUCGGGAAAAUCCAGUUUACUAAAGGCCAUAUUGGGCGAAACAACGUCUUCUAAUGGCAGUGUCUCCUUGAAUGCGCCAGAAGUGGCUUUUUGUGAUCAGACUCCCUGGGUUAUGAACGCUACUAUCCGCGCCAACAUCAUCGCAGAGUCCAAGGGAUAUGACAGCGCCUGGUUCGACACAGUUGUUAGUGCUUGUGAUUUGACCAUCGACCUGGGACGACUUCCUGAAGGGGAUCUCACUCAGGUUGGUGAGCAGGGUGUCAAAUUGAGUGGGGGACAGAAGCAGAGAAUCGCCAUCGCCCGUGCAGUGUACUCGAGGAAACAUAUUGCCAUUUUUGACGAUGUUUUCAGUGGCCUUGAUAAGGUUACCGAGCAGAUCAUAUUUACUCAAGUCUUUGGAAAGGAUGGCCUUCUUCGAAAGAACGGAACCACCAUUAUCUUGGCUACCCACGCCGUGAACAGACUGCCUGAGUCCGAUUUUGUGGUUGUUCUUGACAAGGGCGGAAAACUCGUCGAACAAGGCACAUAUUCCGAACUUCGAUCUGGAGAUGGAUAUAUUCACAACCUCGACAUCUCGAACCACGAUGAACACGAUGGCCGAACUCAGACUGAGUCUCAGAACGAAUCUGAGAAGGAUAAAACUGGCACAAAGGCUCAAGCACAAGACGUAAACCCUAUUGAGGUCCCCAGUGACAGAAGCGUUUUUAUGUACUACUUCAACUCCAACGGAUUGCACAACAUGAUCCUACAAGCACUCCUCAUUGCCAGCGCAGGAGUCUUGACAGCAUUUCGAUAUGUUUGGGUCACUUGGUGGGGUGAUGGAAAGGGACGUGACAGUACAGACGUUGCAUACUGGCUCAGUAUCUAUGCGGUCAUGUCCCUCUUUGAAGGAUUGCUUAUUACGGCUGCUAUUGCAAUGUUCCUCCUGGUUUGUGCGCCUAUUAGUGGAAAAGUGCUGCAUUCACGACUCUUGAAGGCUGCUAUAAGCGCACCUUUGUCAUUUCUCAACAAUAGCGAAGCGGGUUCCCUUAUCAACAGAUUCAGUCAGGACUUGCGCUAUGUCGACAUUAUUCUCCCCAUAGCUUGUUCCGUCUUCCUCUUUGAAGUCGCUGCUUGCUUCGGUGCUGCUGGUUUGGCUAUGGCAGCCGUGAGUUGGUUUGCUAUCUCAAUUCCUUUUGUUAUAGCAAUUCUGGUACUUAUCCAGCGUUUCUACGUCCGAACUUCUAAACAGCUUCGUCUCUUAGAAAUUGAGCAUAAAGCUCCUCUUUUUUCGCAUUUUCUUGAGACCAUCAACGGUCUCGCCACUAUUCGUGCUUUCGGCUGGACGCAACCGUACACUGACAAGGUUCUUACUCUCAUUGACGAUGCUCAGAAGCCAUCUUACUUGCUCAACUGUAUUCAGCGAUGGCUUACUCUGGUUCUGGAUAUGGUUGUCGCAUUUUUGACGAUUAUCCUUGUCAUCUUUGCCGUCACGCUUCGCGAAAAGAUUAACCCUUCGCUUCUAGGCAUUGCACUGGUCAACAUGAUGAGACUUGGUACCAACAUGAAGGGCAUUGUUCUCAACUGGUCAAUCCUUGAGACUUCAUUAGGUGCUAUUGCGCGUAUUCGCAUGUUUUGCUCUUCUGCGCCCAGCGAGGAGAAACCAGAGGAAAGCAACAAUCCAGGAGACUAUUGGCCGAGAGAAGGGGGUCUGGAAGUCAAGAAUGCAGAUGUUCAAUAUGAACACACAACUGAGCCUGUGCUACGCGGUCUUUCAUUCAGCCUCAAGCCUGGUGAGAAACUCGGUAUAUGUGGUCGAAGCGGCAGUGGAAAGAGCUCUUUCGUCCAAGCCUUACUCCGAAUGGCUGAAGUCGUUCAUGGUCAGAUCACUCUUGAUGGGGAGGAUAUCUCUGUUAUACCCAGACAUCUCAUCCGCCAACGCUUGAGCUGCUUGACCCAGGAUCCUUUCGUCUUUGGAGAUAGCAUUAGAGCUAACCUCGACCCUUGCAACGUAUCAUCAGACGACGAGAUUAGAAACGCACUAGAGCGUGUGGGGAUUUUGUCCUUUAUCCAAGCCAAGAUUGACAACGACCAAGAAUUCCUUGAUGAGAAGAUGGACGAGAACUUUUUGUCUCAUGGCCAACGUCAAUUGUUCUGCCUCGCAAGAGCUCUUCUUAAGAAAAGCUCCUUGCUCAUCCUCGACGAGCCAACAAGCAGCGUCGAUACACAGACAGACGCCAGGAUGCAGGAAGUCAUUCGCACGGAAUUCUCAGAUUGUACCAUCAUCAUGAUCGCCCAUCGUAUUGAUACGUUGCUUGACUUUGACAAGGUUGCUGUUCUUGACAGGGGCUCUUUGGCGGAGUUUGGAGCACCACAGGAGUUGUUGACGGAUACUGGUGGUGCUUUUACUAAAUUGUAUCAUGCUAACAAAGGGAGGAAGACAGAGGGCUAG